AUGGGCGUCGAGAAGAAGACUUUGAAGGAGGGAAAUGGCGUUGACUACCCUAAGAAGGGUGAACACGUCUCUAUCCACUACACCGGCUGCUUGUAUGACGAAAGCAAAGCCGACAACCACUACAUGGGCGCCCAGUUCGACAGCUCCCACAACCCCGGCCGUGGUCCUCUCGCUACCCCCAUUGGCGUCGGUCGUCUCAUCCGCGGCUGGGACGAGGGUGUUCCCCAGAUGUCUCUCGGCGAGAAGGCUAUUUUGACUAUCAGCUCUGACUACGGCUACGGCGACCGUGGUUUCCCCGGUCUCAUUCCUGCCAACUCUAAGCUUGUCUUCGAGGUCGAGCUUCUCAAGGUUGGCACCAAGAGCGUUUAA
Messenger RNA from Penicillium bovifimosum, 369 nucleotides. Its product is annotated as FKBP-type peptidyl-prolyl cis-trans isomerase. Gene Ontology annotation, molecular function: peptidyl-prolyl cis-trans isomerase activity. Lineage: Eukaryota; Fungi; Ascomycota; Eurotiomycetes; Eurotiales; Aspergillaceae. The record is from RefSeq and is a predicted model, not a curated record. Bases 1 to 369 code for a protein of 122 amino acids. The transcript is spliced from 6 exons.